Molecule: messenger RNA, 1808 nt
Organism: Helicoverpa zea (corn earworm)
Lineage: Eukaryota; Metazoa; Arthropoda; Insecta; Lepidoptera; Noctuidae
Exons: 4
Coding region: 77-451 (124 amino acids)
Source: RefSeq, a predicted model, not a curated record
UGGAAGAUCUUGUAUAAAAGUGCGGUGAGCCCUGGAUUUAGUACAUUUUGUGAAAAACUUUCACUUCACUAACACAAUGGACCUCUUUGCUUUGAUCCGGAAUAUCCUUGGUGUCGUCUCUAUGGUUUUGAUUUCGUGUCCAAACGAAAGCGAAGGUUUAGUGGCUAUUAGUUGGCCUAAAGGCGCUACCAGACCUGUGCUUUGGCGAGAAGUGUACUACCCAUACAACAUGGCCGUCGAACCUUUAAUGAAACGACAGGAGUCGGACGUAACAGAUGCACCAAAGGCGCCGAAGAUACAGCAUACAAAAACCUUACCUUCUGAAGAGUCUGUUGAAUACAGACCAGAGCAAGAUUUUCUAGAUGCUCUGAAUGAAGACAGUUCCACUAUGAAGACGGAAGAGAAAGCCUGCGAAAACUGCGAAGGACAAAACGGUGAAGAGGAAAACUAAAGACCGAACCGCAAAAAUAUAGGAUGAAGCUUCGAGAAACAGAGAUGAAAGUAUUUACGUUAUAAUUAUUUAAAUUAUUUAUUUUUAAUAUAGAAUCUAACAAAACCUAUAAUGGAAUCAUCUAAUUAUGUUAGUAGUCAUAACGCAGAUUUUAUUGUAUUAGAAUGAUAUCUAUGAAGAUUUUAAAGUAUUAAUAUAAUUAAUACAUAUUUAUUUGUAGCAAUAGGGUAGCAACUUUUUUUUAAGUUGUAGCUUGCUGUGAAGUCAGAGUCAUAUUUAAAUAAUAUAUUAUUCCAAUAGUUAUUUGUGUAACAAGUGAAAAGUUGUUGCUUGCUGAGAGCUCAGUGUUUUUGCUAGUCAAUUUAAGUUUAUAAGUUAUACCUAUUAUUGUUAUUUUGUUAAUGCCGAUAUUUCAAUAGUCAGUUCACUUUUAUAUUUGAAAUAAAUAUGAUAGGAUUUUAGUAUAUUAUAAAGUGUACUAAGUCUGUCAAACUGACAUAAUAUUUAGACUGGAAAUGAUUUUUUUUGUUGAAAAAAUACGUUUGACAUUGAGCUCAUGAGUCGUGUCAAAUCCAUAUAUUUAUUAAGCAAAACCAAAGAUGGAUUAAAUAUUGGAAACGACCAUUAAUCAGUAACAAUAGUAUAACAUUUGAAAAUGCGUACAAUUAUGCCAGUUCAUGGUUUUCCCUUAUAUAAAACAACGACCAUAGUGACGAAAUGUACGUGCUCAUUAUUAAGGAAAAAAAUUAAAUAGGUUUUAUUCCUCAUAAUUAAUCUGUCGGCUUUACCACCUGACGGAGGUAUGUUCCAAUUGUGAAUUUUAUUUAUUACGUAAUUGGAUUUUUUUCAGGCUGUGAACCCUGCUAUUUUAAUAAGUUUAGUUAAGUUUGAGUACCUACCUGCACACUGCAACCUUUUAGGUGGCCGAUAGUUGACUCCAAUCUAAGUUUUCAGUCGGUCUGAUACCGGCUAAAUACCUGAUCUCUGUAAUGUGCGUACUACCAUUCAUCUUCAUACUGAUUUAUGAGCCCAAACAAACUGUCGGCCGACUAAAAGUUUGCAGUGUGCAGGUACUCUAAAACUGAGUUUCUAUGAUAUUCGUGUCUAAUUUUAAAAACAUAUUGUAACAAAAUUUUCAGUAUUUCAGUAAUUUCUAUUACUUACCCUAUCACAUACAGUUUUUUAAGCUACAGGUAAACUCUUAAACUGUUGAUACGAAUUGUAACAUUCUUUUCCAUAGAAAUGCUAGAUAUUCGGCUGUGCCAUAGAAUAUAUUUUAUUAUUAAUUUUAAUUAUAUAUUAAUUAAUGUGCCAUUAAAUUAUUUAUUUAUGUGUUAAGGUACGUUUUGAAUUCCAA